Microbotryum saponariae is the source of this 4611-nucleotide messenger RNA. NCBI's taxonomy places the organism in Eukaryota, Fungi, Basidiomycota, Microbotryomycetes, Microbotryales, Microbotryaceae. The record is from the annotation of a GenBank genome assembly.
AUGGACAGCUCUCCCGCCUCGCCUUUGGCCCCCAGGGAUCCCAGCUCCCCUGAAUCUUCGAUCGGCGAACAAAUCGCCACUCUACAGGCCCAGCUUGCCGCUCUGCAGGCCUCGCAACCCGCCGCCGCCGCAGCCGCCGCACCCCCGGCCGUCACCGUCGUGCCGGGGAACGCCGCCACCGCAUCCAAGGUCGUGUUUCCCAAGCACGCUCGUCUGGACGGCCCCAAGUCGUUCACCAACUGGUUGCGUCAACUCCGUCUUGCACUCCCGAACCAGGUUCGUGGUUACGUUCUCGACGGUGUCGUUCCCCCGACCUGGACCGCCGACCAGCUUGCCGCACGUGACGACGCCGCCCGGGAAAUCAUCGUUGGCUCUAUCGACUCCGCCGACGUAUCGGCCACCCUCGACGCCAUCCCCAGCGACGACCUGUCGGCACCGCGCAUCUUUGCCGCUCUCAAGGCUCGUUUUGCACCGGACGACGCUACACGCACUCUCGAGUUGUUCGCUCGCCUUUGGGACUUCAGGAAGAUGCCUGCCUCCGUCGAGGCCUACGACACUUGGCUACGCGAGUACAUGUCGAUUGCUCAGGAAAUACGCGACGCCAAAACAUCGCUCAACGACGUGCUCGCCACCCACGUGCUCGCCAUGGUCCCGUCUUGCCUCGACAGCUUCCGACUCACGUUCACGGACGAGCAGCGAAACCGACGCGACCUUCCCGAACUCACGACGCUUACGGACCGCAUUCGCAUCCAGCUUCGUUCGGCAGGACUCUCGACCUCGCAUUCGGCCAUGCUUGCCACCAGCUCCCCCUGCCCCGCCUGCCGCGCUCCCGGUCACCGCCUGCGCGACUGCACUUCACGUGCGAAGCACCCGCCCACCGGCCCCUGCCGCCGAUGCCACAAGAAAGGUCACUGGGCACUCGACUGCAAGAACCGGGGUGAACAGGCACGUAGCAGCGACGACACCCAGGACGACACGUCUUCCUCCGCGGCCUCGCAACCGAACGUCGGCUAUUUCGCCUCCUGCCUCUUCGCUCGUCGCCAACUCCCAACUGACGCCUUUGUAGUCGAUUCGGGUGCCACGACACACAUGGUCGCCGACCGAUCUCUAUUCACGACUUAUCGUCAGACGGCACACACCAAGAUCGGCGGCAUCGCGGGCGGCAUCACGGCUAUCGGCAUGGGGGACGUGGCAUUCGUCGCCAAGACUGGACACCCGAUCACGCUCCGUGGUGUUCUUCACACGCCUGGCCUACACGUCAACCUCCUCUCUGUCUCUCGCCUCUGCGACACCGACCGCGUUCGUCUCGCCUUCACCAGCGACGGCAUCGACAUCGCCAAGGACGGCCGGGCCAUUGCUCACGGUACCAGGGUCAACGACGGUCUUUACCUUUUGGACGCGGAUCACACCAAGUGUCAGCAUCUUGCCUUCCUCUCACGCUCUGAGUCUCCCGUGCCCCUGCUUACCCUACACCGCUGCCUCGGCCAUCUUGCCCCAUCCUCUAUACAGAAGAUGAUUGCUGCAGGUUUGCUGGACGGGUUUGGGGCCGGGUACAGUGACAAAGACGUAGAGGAGUUUGUUUGCAAUGCUUGCCUUGGUUCCAAAGGUCACCGCCUUCCCUUUCCCGACUCUGAGUCGCAUUCCGCCGAGAGACUUGGCCUCGUGCACAGCGACGUCCUGUCGUUCCCCACUCCGUCCUUGACCGGGAAGCGCUACCUUGUCACGUUUCUAGACGACCACUCUCGCAAACUCUGGGCAUAUGCGAUCGAUCACAAAAGCGAUGUUUUCCCGACCUUCCAGACUUGGCUCGCCGAAGUGGAGUUAGAGACGAACGCGCGGUUGAGGAUCCUUCGAACCGACAAUGGCGGGGAGUACCGAUCAAACGCAUUCACGGAGUUCUGCAAAUCCAAGGGCAUUCGUCGUCAAUACUCUAUCCCUUACACGCCUCAACAAAACGGUCGCGCCGAACGUGUCAACCUCUCCAUCGUCGAGGGCGUCCUCGCUCUCCUUGCGGACGCCCGUCUGCCGGCCACCUUUUGGGAUGAAGCGGCUGCGUAUUUCGUUUAUUGCAAAAACAGGUGCUCACACUCAGCUUUGGCCAAACAGACUCCAGAAUCCGUUUGGAACGGCCAACGCACCACCGCCACCGCCCUCCACCCGUUCGGCUGCACAGCCUGGCUCACGGUCGCCCCGGACCUUCGCAGCAAGCUCGACCCCAAGGCCGCGCGCGUGAUCUUCACAGGUUACGACCUCGCCUCCAAAGCUUUCCGUUUCUUUGACCAUUCCAUCAACAAGAUUGUACUUGGUCGCAAUGCCACCUUCCUCGACGACGACUUCCCCGGCCUGCCAGUCACCACGCCCGUCGAUGCAGACGACACCGACCGUCAGUUCGUCGUUCCCGCCGACACGCCCGCCCCUGCCGUCAAGACGAGGACCCCACUAGUAAGGUCGGCGCACAUGGACGUCUCAUCCUCCCUUGAUGAUUCUGCCAUGAGCGCCGUUGACGUGGCCCCAGGGUACACUGGCGGAACCUUACUUAAUUCCACAGAUACCGAAUCGUCCUCGUCACCGUCUCCUGAGCCGUCCUCGUCACCGUCGCCCACAAACCCUUUGUCACCGUCGCCUGCGCUGUCACCGUCGUUGGCAGCGUCAUCGUCACCCUCGGUCUCACCGACCGACUCUGACUACUCCGCCGACCCUCUGGACCUCAUCGGCUCACAGACCCCGACUCGCCUUGGCCCACCGGACGUGCACCGCCCAGACUUCAGCACGUACCGUGAGCCCGCAUCGGCUGAGGAGUCGCCCGACGAACUCGACAUCAUUGGGCGUCACUCGCGCGAUGAAUCGCCGGAUGAAAUCGAUUUCCUCACCCAACACCACCGCGCCUUCAUCGCCACAGACGACGACGACCCCACCCUCGACGCCAUCGAGCCCGUCAAAUCGAUCACUAGCGACCCCCAGACCUGGCGCGAAGCAAUGUCCAGCGACGAGCACAACAUCUGGGCUGAGGCCGCCGCCGCCGAGUUCACCGCCAUGCGCGACGACUUCAAGGUGUUCACCAUCGAGCCUCGCUCAUCUGUACCGCCGGGCGCCACCAUCGUCACCUCCAAAUUCGUCUGGAAGACCAAGCGCAACGCAAGCGGUGAAGUCACGGGGCGGAAGGCACGUCUUGUAGCGCAGGGUAACCGACAGCGCGACGGCAUCGACUUCUCAGAAACCUUCGCACCCGUCGCCCGUUUCUCCUCCAUUCGCUGCCUCCUGGCUCUUGCCGCUGCCAAUGGCUACCACGUUCAUCAGGCCGACAUCGACAAGGCUUACCUCCACGGCGAGCUCGAUCAUGAUAUCUGGAUGACGACACCACGCGGUUUCGACUUCCCAAGCGAUAAGGUUCUCCGGCUGCGACGCUCAAUCUACGGUCUCAAGCAGGCCGGUCGCAUCUGGAAUCGUCACAUUGACACAUCACUCAGGAAUCUGGGGUACAAGGCAACAGGCACUGAUCACUGCAUUUACUCUCGCAUUGACGAUCAGCAGAGGCCUCACUAUAUCGCCUUGUAUGUUGACGACCUCCUCAUUGUCAGUCCAGCCCUCGACGAGAUCGAACGUGUCAUCUCCGGCCUUGAACAGCGGUACGGCGUCAAACGACUCGGCCCCGCGGAGUACAUCCUCGGAAUCCAAAUACGCCGCCUGGACGACGGUUCCAUUGCUCUAUCCCAGGAGCGCUACAUCAUGGACGUGCUGGCCCGUUUCCACUUCGACACCACGACACGCGGCACUACGGUGCCGAUGACGCCCGGCCUCUCGCUCACGGCAAUUCCGGGUCAGGGAACGGAGCGCAUUCGUUCGUGGUACCUACAGGCCAUCGGCUCCCUCCUCUACAUCUCCCUUGGCACUCGACCCGACAUUGCCUUCGCCGUCUCGUACCUGUCCCGGUUCGCCAACAACCCCGGCCGCCGCCAUUGGAUUGCCGUCAAACACGUCCUUCGCUACCUUCGCGCCACGUACCGCGAUGAGCUUCUCUAUGCCCGCGGCCCAGCAAAAGUCACGGGUGUGGUUGGUUAUUCUGAUGCGAACUGGGGCGCCUGCGUCGACACAUCCAUUUCAACGAUGGGCUACGUAUUUUACUUGGCAGGCGCCGCUGUCUCUUGGUCGUCGAAGCGUCAGACUCGGGUAGCGGAUUCCACCACUGAUGCCGAGUACCUGGCCUUGUCGCACGCGGGUAAGGAAGCGAUCUACCUUAACCAACUCCUCUCCGAGCUCCACGUUUGCCCAAUCGCUGCAGCUCACAUCUUCACCGACAACGAGGCCGCGGCCGCCGUCGCUCACGACCCCGUUCGCACCUCCGGCACCCGGCACAUUCGCCUCCGCGAGCAUUUUGUGACAGGCAACGUCGGAGGGGAUGACGAUGACUACACGCGAGAGACGAGGGAGAGAGCGAGAGAGCGCGCGAAAGCGCGAAGGAGCGAAGGGGGUGUCGACCGAGGCGGCGGCAGUCGACCGAGAGGCAACCGCGGAGGAUACGCGGCUGCAAGGCUCGCAGCAAGUCCAGUGUACCGAACUAUGGUAGCCAACGAGGUCGGACAGAAGAGGGAGGGCAAACGAUCCAAGAAAUAG